AUGAAAAUAAUGAUUGACACCGGAGCAACUAACACACUUAUAACACAACAAGCUCUUUCUUCUACUCGCCAUAAGAAAUAUUUUAGUACUUAUUUGUGGAAGUUAUACCAUGCAGAUGGGCAAACACCACUUGAAGUCCUCGGAGUUGUCCAACAUCAAAUUAAAAUUAACUCAACAACUACAGACAUAUCUGCCUACGUUGUAAAACGUCUUUGUUCUCCAUGUCUUCUUGGUCAAGACUACAUCAAUAAAUAUCAAAUGAAAAUUGAUGCAGGAUCGCAAACAAUUACCAUCAUUCAAAAUAAAACAGAAACGACAACCAACAUUAUCAAACGUCAGCGUUCAUUUCGCCUGAUAAAUUCAAUUUCAGAAACCUCUAUCGAUAAUCUUCUCCUACAUCUUAAAGACGACGUACAAAGAUCUACAUUAAAACAAACAUUUCUUCCAUAUGCUAAAAUAUUUGAUAUCUCGAAACCACCCAUUGCGAACACUAUGAUUAAACAUGCAAUCAAUAUAAUAGAGCAUCCACCGCGUUGCUCGAAAUCUUAUCAAUUUUCAUAUGAAGAAAGAGAAGCUUUGUAUAACAUCGUCAAAUCGUUAAUGGAAUCUGGUCAUGUGAGAGAAUCUAAUUCAUCGUAUGCGUCUCCUGCAAUUUUGGUAGAAAAGAAAGAUAAAAGUUGGAGAUUAGUUAUCGAUUAUAAGAAACUUAAUGCCAUCACAAUCAAAGACGAGUUUCUCCUUUCGAACAUGGAGGACACUCUGCAGGAAGUGGGAAACGGAUUUGCAUUCUUUUCAAAACUGGACUUAAAAUCCGGCUUUUGGCAAUUACCGAUUGAUCCAAAAGAUCGUCACAAAAUGGCAUUUAAAACUCCAUUUGGUCUUUUUGCACAUGAGAUCAUUGCUGGUGUUGUGGAAUGCGCGGAAACCAUUUAUUCUGCCGAAGAAAAGAGUGAUGUGGUUCAGCUUAUUGCUAAACGCUCUGGGCUGUCAGAAAAACAGUUUCGGGUGAGUGUAGAAGCCAUCAAUGAUAUUAGCGCAGAUAAUCAAAAAACCAUCAGUCUCAAAGCAUUUUUGCUACAUGAACAAUUUACUGGUCAACAUUUGGAUGUCGUCCUUUCAGCUAUAGGAACAAUAUAUUCCAGUGCAGAUAAACAAAUUGUUUUUACCGAUUUGAUACGUAAUCGUUAUCUGAAAGCCCAACAUUUUCCAUCAAUUUUAGAUGAAAUUGAAGAAAUGAGUGAUGAUUCUCGUAAGAGCAACGUGUUAUGUAAAUUAGCUCCAAGGCUGCCAAAAAAUGAUGCUAAUGUACGGGAAGCAUACCUAAUGGCUGCUGACUCAAUAUAUUCGUCUAAAGAAAAAGCGGCAGCAACGAUGGCGUUUAUGUAA
Messenger RNA from Didymodactylos carnosus, 1386 nucleotides. The record is from the annotation of a GenBank genome assembly. NCBI's taxonomy places the organism in Eukaryota, Metazoa, Rotifera, Eurotatoria, Philodinida, Philodinidae.